CAACUAUGUAUAAUUACCGGAAACGUCUAGAGUUUCCCGAACCCCGCGAAAAUACUGAAACCUCGCCUUUUCCUUAGUUCAAUUCCCUUGCUUUCGUCCUCAUUCCACUAUUGUUCCUCUCCUCUUGCAAAGCCCUUAACUGAAAAAUAUCGCGUGGUUGCUUUGGCGAGUUCUUCGGAUAUGAAGAUCAAUGGAGGCGGCCUGGCAUUGGCAGCGAUCAUCGGUCUCUCCCUGAUUCUGCUGACCGAGGCAGCCAAAAAUGUCGACCCUUACAAGGUUCUUGGGGUUGAGCGGAACGCAGGCCAACGAGAAAUACAGAAAGCUUUCCACAAGCUUUCUCUGCAAUAUCACCCUGACAAGAACAAAAAGAAGGGAGCCCAAGAGAAGUUUGCUGAGAUCAAUAACGCAUACGAGAUCCUCUCAGAUGAAGAAAAGCGGAAAAAUUAUGACCUAUAUGGAAAUGAAAUGGGAAACUCUGGAUUUGAUUCUGGUUACCCCGGAGAUGAUGGGGGGUAUAGACACUACACAGGAGGGCAGGGCUCAAGUGGAUUUAGCUUUAGGCCAGGGGAAUGGCAGAAUAUGGGAGGGAAAGGAGGUUCCAAGUCAUUCUCGUUUUCCUUUGGUGGUGGUCCUAGUGCUCAGAACUCAUUCGGUUUUGGGAUGGAUGACCUAUUUUCAAAUUUCUUUGGAGAUAAAUCACGUGGGGCUCAGGCUAGCAGCUUUGGUCGCUCAACUAGGUCUCAAGGGAGGUCUCAAUCUGGCUCUACAACUUCUCCUAAGAGCAUCAAGGACAUUAACUCUCAAGUCUAUAAGAAAGAAGUUAUCGAUCAAGGAAUCACGUGGCUUAUACUGUCAUAUACUCCCUCUGUGAGGGGAACCGAGUAUUAUGAGUCAAUCAUACAGGAGGUUUCUGAUCCACUUCAAGGAGCGUUAAAGGUUGGGAGCAUACAUUGUGAGACUCAGAGAUCUCUGUGCAUGGAGCUUGGCAUAAACCCUCGCAAGGAGCCCAGGGUUUUUCUUUAUACCUAUAAGGAAAACAAUGAGGGUUCUUUGGUGGAGUAUACAGGUGAUUUGGUCCCAAAGAAUUUGAAGGCAUUUUGCCAAGACCAUCUGCCGAGGUUCUCAACAAGGAUAAAACUUAACAAUUUGAAGUCUUUGUCCAAUGGUGGGGGGAAACUGCCUAGCGUUUUGCUUCUUUCCACCAAACGUGAUACGCCUGUGAUCUGGCGUGCCCUCAGUGGCUUGUAUCAUAAGCGCUUUACAUUUAACGAUGUUGAGGUCCAUGAUGUUAAUGAUCCGAUGGUGAAGGAGCUAGGAGUGGACCAACUUCCGGCCAUCGUCGGCUGGCUAUCAAAUGGAGAGAAGCAUGUACUAAAGACAGGUGUUUCAGUGAAAGAUCUGAAGUCUGGAAUUAAAGAUCUUGGCAACGUACUCGAUGGGUUUGAGAGGAAGAAUAAGAAGGUUGCUCCAAAUCAGGGCAAAACCUCGCAGGCUGAGAACAGAGUACCACUGCUUGACGGAUUAACUUAUAAUGAUGUAUGUGGGGAGAGGAUCCCGGUUUGUAUAAUUGGUGCUUACAGAUCUUCAACAGCAAGAGAGAAGCUGGCAUCUAUUCUGUCUGUGGUUUCUCAAAAAUCCUUAUCCAGGCGACCGAACUCAGCAUCAAGCUCUCAGGACGCCGUCUCCUACGCAAUGUUAGAUGUUGCAGCACAGCAAACGUUCAUGAACGCAUUCGACAGGUAUGGAUUCAAGUCGGCUGACAGAACUUUAAUUGCGUACAAGCCUCGAAAGGGGAAGUUUGCAAAGUUUGAAGGCGAGAUGACUAUAGAAGCAGUAGAGGCAUUCAUAAGCUCCGUUUUGAAUGGAGAAGUGCAAUUUACUAAAAUUCGCCAGAAGCCGGCAAUCAAGUGAGAUGUCGGACACUAUUGGCUAACAAAUCUUUUUGUGGGUAUAUUAUUAGCGAACAGUGUACAUAGCAGAGAAAACUAUAGAAUGCAAUGCAAAUAUAAAAUGGCCAAUUGAUAAACCCUGUAUGGUCUCGGAUUUAGUGACCGAAUAGUAUGCAAUAGAUACUGUGCAUUAUGUGCGUGGAUCAGGUAAACUAGUCUGCAAAUCUAAUUGACAGGAGGUAUGGAAAUAAGACCUCGUAGCCAUUUCAAGCUGAAUGAAUUAAUCUCAGCUUGGACGAAACCCUCCUCACUAAAUAAAGCUAAAGUCUUAGGGUUGGUUUGGUUUUGGUGAUAGUUAAAUGGAUGGAUUGUCAUCAAUGCAUGUGUACUAAUAUGCAUGUAUAUAAGAAAAUUGGUGUAUUGCAGUUUAUAUCAUUUGAUUUUUG
Molecule: messenger RNA, 2335 nt
Organism: Linum tenue
Lineage: Eukaryota; Viridiplantae; Streptophyta; Magnoliopsida; Malpighiales; Linaceae
Source: the annotation of a GenBank genome assembly